Messenger RNA from Anastrepha obliqua, 1044 nucleotides. RefSeq names its product putative nuclease HARBI1. The record is from RefSeq and is a predicted model, not a curated record. Bases 1 to 1044 code for a protein of 347 amino acids. The transcript has 6 exons. NCBI's taxonomy places the organism in Eukaryota, Metazoa, Arthropoda, Insecta, Diptera, Tephritidae.
AUGAACGAGUUGGGAUCCGAUGAAGAAAAUAAUGAAAGAGUUGUGCGAAAACAACUUCGAGACAAAAGCAAUCCGCUAGCAUUAUCAAACAAUGCGUUUAUCCAAAGGUUUCGCUUAAGCAAAGAAGCAUUUAAUUAUGUUUUAAAUAACAUAAAUAUAAAUUGCCAAGACACAAAAGCUGUUCCGGCGGUGCUCCAACUGGCUGCGUGUCUCAGCCUACUCGCAAGUGGUGGCUAUCAGCAUGCAAUAGGCAAUGACUAUUUGAUAGGAAUGUGCCAGAGCACUGUCUCGAAAUUAACGGGCAAUGUUUUGGAAGAAAUUGAAGCCAAAUUGUGUCCUAAACAUAUUAAAUUUGAGCCAGAUGAUUUGAGAAGGUGCAAAGAGUGGUUUGUUGAGAACUAUCAAAUUCCAGGAGUGGUUGGAUGCAUUGAUGGCACCCACAUUGGACUACAAAAGCCCACGGUCAACGAGCAUAUGUAUUUCAACAGGAAGGGUUUUCAUAGCAUAAAUGCGAUGUUGAUUUGCGACCACACUACGAAAAUUCUCGCAAUAAACUGCCAAUAUGGGGGUGCAGCCCACGACUCAUUUAUAUGGAAGCAUUCAAACGAACGAAUGGUUAUGGAACAUCGUUUUUUGCACAAUAGGAGUGACAAUGCCUGGCUGCUAGGGGACUCUGGAUAUCCACUUGAGCCGUGGUGCAUAACACCGUACAGAAAUCCAUCGGACGGAUCAGGUGAAGCAAGGUUCAAUGAAAUUCAUUCCAAGGCACGGUGCACCAUUGAACGAACUAAUGGUGUACUGAAAGGUCGGUGGAGAAUCCUAGAAUACAACAAAAGAGGAAGAUAUGAUCCUAUAAAAGUGGCUAGGUUUGCGAAUGUGUGUGCAGCGCUUCACAACAUUUGUAUACAAUUUAAUGUGAGCUUUACAGCAACAAAUUCAGAGAGUCAAACCGCAUCUGACAUAGUGUCUGGAGAAGGCCAGUAUACUAGAAUCGGCCAAACAAUCAGAGAUCAAAUUAAAAUCUCGUUGAUGAACUCGACAUAA